AUGCAUUAUGAUGGCAGUUUCGAAUCGCCAAGAACUCCUAAAAUUGAAGAAGCAUUAAUGGUUUUGGAUAAUACUCUAACUAAUGGUAUUAACUCCUUAAUUACUUCACUAGAUGAACUAAAAGAAGAAAUAGUAACUUUAAAAACAAAUGGAAGUCAAGAAAUAAAGGGUGAUAUCUCUAAUUUAUUUAAACAGCCAAAAGUAGAAAGCGAAAAUUUAGAGGUGAAAGAUGUUCAAAGGAUUUCUAAAUUAAAAACUGAUAUCAAUCAAAUAUUAAAAGAAAAAGAUCUAGAAAACUUCGUCAAAGAAAAUGCUUCACCAAAAACUUUGGAUGAGGUUAAAGAUAUAGAAAAAUAUCGUGGCUCUCGAAUCAAACCGCCCAAAAGAAUAUGUCAUCAUAAAAAUAUUGAACCUUGCACUGAUGAUGCUAGUUACUUUAAUUGCUCUUACUCCAAUAAACAUAAUCUUGAUAGUUUGGCUUUAACCAGUAAACUCUAUAAAGAUUUUACCACUCAAAAUCAACUUAAAAGCGUUUAUCAACAAGUAGUCCGGGAACUUAAUCAAUUAGCAAAAAGUAAAGAUAAUCAAUUAACCAAGUUAGAUUUAAGUUCUAGUUUUAAUUUAAAAGGGUUGAGUUGUGGUGACAACCAACUUACUGAGUUAGAUGUUAGUAAUUGUUCUAAUUUAGAAGUAUUAGGAUGCGGAAUAAAUAAUCUCAUUAAUUUAGACUUAACUAAUUGUUCGCAAUUAACUGAACUAUACUGUCAAGAAAAUCAACUAACUCAACUAACUUUACCAACUAAACUUCCUAAUUUAGAGCAUUUAAUUUGCCGAGAUAAUUUACUAACUAACUUAGAUUUUACUGCUCUGAAUGAUGAAAAAUUAACUAGUCUUAGUUUACAAACAAGACCAACUAGUCAAGUUAAAUCAUUAGCCCAAACCUUAGAGCAAAAUAAUGAUUUUAUUCUGUUUGAUUCUGUUAACCAAAUCUAUCUCAAAAAGCAAUUAAAUCCCAAAAUACUUAAGCAAAUUAAAGAUUGGAGCCAUCAACAACUAACUCUUGAACAGGAAACUUUACUAGCCAACUUAAUAAUUAAUAAACUUAAACAAUUGCUUGAUAUUACCCAAGGUUUAUGUUCAAUCCAUCAAGCUAAUUUAAUCCACAAAGAUUUCCAUAGUGGCAAUGUGUUGAAUGCAUUACAGAAUAACCGUGUUUUUAGUCAUAUCUCUGAUUUAGGUUUAAGCAAACCAGUUAAUGCCACCAAGGAAAGUGGAAAAAUUUAUGGAGUGCUACCUUAUGUCGCUCCGGAGGUAUUAAGUGGUCAACCCUAUAGUCAAGCUAGUGACAUUUAUUCUUGGGGUAUGAUUAUGUAUGAAAUAUUUUCUGGGUUAACUCCUUAUCCCGAAAGGGAUUAUGAUACUUCUUUAGCAAUUCAAAUCUGUCAAGGAUUACGACCUAAUUUAGAACCAGUUAUUAUUCCCCAAUUACUGAAAGACUUAAUUAGUAGGUGUUGGGAUGCAGAACCUAAAAAAAGACUAACUGUUGGUGAACUACGGACAAUUAAUUCUUUACCUACUAAACCAUUAGUUAACCAGGAAACUGAUAAAUAUACCAGCAAACUAUUAGACUUUAAAAAUCUACCUAAACCCCAAAACAAUUCAGAACUAAACAUUAAUAACCUUAUACAAGAAUUAAAUAUCCAAGAAGAUCCCCAAGAACAAUCUUCUACCCAAGCCCAAAUUCAAAUCCCACCCAAAUAA
Funneliformis geosporum is the source of this 1761-nucleotide messenger RNA. The record is from the annotation of a GenBank genome assembly. Lineage: Eukaryota; Fungi; Glomeromycota; Glomeromycetes; Glomerales; Glomeraceae.